Molecule: messenger RNA, 3062 nt
Organism: Brassica napus (rape)
Lineage: Eukaryota; Viridiplantae; Streptophyta; Magnoliopsida; Brassicales; Brassicaceae
Exons: 1
Coding region: 1-1737 (578 amino acids)
Source: RefSeq, a predicted model, not a curated record
AUGGAGAAGUCAUCACGCGGGUUCUCAACAUUUAGAAGAAACACGGCUCAAACCAAUUUUGAACCAACAAGUGAGAAAGAAAAGAGUGUAGCUAAUAAAGACUCCAAUCCGGGAAACAAAGGAGCUAGUAGCUCUAAUUCAACCCAACAGAACAAGGCACCAGCUCAGAGACAAAACAAUCCUUAUGCUAAGCCUUCCAUUGACAAGUGUUUCUGUUGCCAAGGACAUGGUCAUAAAUCAAAUGUCUGUCCAAGUCGGAGAACAGGUGCUAUAAUAGAGGAAGAAGAUGAAGAGGAUGAAAGGGAUUUCGCUGAGAAUGAAGAAUAUGAGGGAGCUGAAUUCGCUGAAGAAGAAUCUGGAGAGAUGAUAAACCUUGUGCUGCAACGAGUCUUGUUAUCAUCUAAAGAAGAAGGCCAACGUAAGAAUUUGUUUAGAACACAUUGUUCUAUUCAAAACAAGGUGUGUAAUGUGAUUGUGGAUAAUGGAAGCUCAGAGAAUUUAGUUUCUCAAAAGCUGGUGGACUAUCUGAAGCUACCCACAACCCGUCAUGAGAAACCGUACGGUCUUGAUUGGGUGAAGAGAGGAUCACAAGUUCGAGUUAGCAUGACUUGCAAAGUUCUCAUAUCUAUAGGUAAACAUUAUAAGGAGGAGAUCACUUGUGACGUUCUUGACAUGGAUGUUUGUCACAUUCUUCUUGGACGACCUUGGCAGUAUGAUAACGAUAUCACAUAUCGAGGUCGAGACAAUGUGAUAAUGUUUACGUGGGGCAACCAUAAAAUUGCCAUGGCACCUGUUAAGGAUUUUUGUAACACUGCAAAGGAAAAGAAGUCAAUUUUCUUGGUUAUGACACAUGACGACAAAGAGCUUGAUGGGGAUGUUCAAGAAGCAAAGUGUUUCUAUCCCUUGGUUGUUAAAGGGUUGUUGAGUGCAGCAACAGAGGAAACGUCAACCCCACGAGAAGUGUUAGAAAUUCUGGAUGAUUUCAAAGAGUUGAUUGCGGAAGAACUUCCUAAUGAUCUACCUCCCAUGAGAGAUAUUCAGCAUCAUAUUGACUUGAUUCCAGGAUCCAGUCUACCAAAUCUUCCCCAUUACCGUAUGAGCCCUAAGGAGAAUGAGAUUUUAAGGGAACAGAUUGAAGAUUUGCUGAGAAAAGGAUUUAUUCGUGAGAGCAUGAGUCCAUGUGCCGUACCGGUUCUGCUAGUUCCUAAGAAAGGUAACCAGUGGCGGAUGUGUGUUGAUAGUAGAGCCAUUAAUAAGAUAACCAUUAAAUAUCGAUUCCCUAUACCCCGGUUGGAAGAUAUGCUUGAUGAGUUGUCAGGUUCUAAGGUGUUUUCAAAGAUAGAUCUUCGAAGUGGUUAUCAUCAAAUUCGAAUCAGGCCUGAAGAUGAGUGGAAAACUGCUGUUAAGAGUAAAGACGGAUUAUUCGAAUGGAUGGUGAUGCCUUUUGGGUUGUCAAAUGCUCCUAGCACUUUCAUGAGAUUAAUGAACCAGGUUCUCCGCCCGUUCAUUGGUUCUUUUGCGGUGGUUUAUUUUGAUGACAUUUUGAUAUACAGUAAAACAAAAGACGAGCAUAUGGAACAUCUGAAGCAAGUUUUGCAGGUUUUACAAGAAAACCAACUGUACAUCAAUCUUAAAAAAUGUACGUUCAGCACCAACAAGCUGUUAUUUCUUGGAUUUGUUAUUGGUGAAGAAGGGAUUCAGGUUGACCAGGAGAAAGUGAGUGCCAUAAGGGAUUAGCCGGUUCCUAAGUCAGUCACUGAGAUACGCAGCUUUCAUGGUCUAGCUACUUUCUACAGAAGAUUUGUUAGAGAUUUUAGUACCAUUACUGCGCCUAUCACUGAGUGUUUGAAGAAAGGGAAGUUUCAUUGGGGAUCCGAACAGGAAGAGAGUUUUGCUUUAAUUAAAGACAGGCUUUGUACUGCACCAGUAUUAGCCUUACCCGAUUUUGACAAAGUGUUUCAAGUGGAAUGUGACGCUAGUGGUGUGGGAAUAGGUGCCGUCUUAUCACAAGAAAAACGACCGAUAGCUUUCUUUAGUGAAAAGUUAAGUGAAGCUCGCCAAAAGUGGAGCACGUAUGAUCAAGAGUUCUAUGCGGUUUUUCGAGCUCUUCGACAAUGGGAGCAUUACUUGGCUCAGAGAGAGUUUGUUCUAUUUACAGACCACCAAGCUCUAAAGUAUCUUCACAGCCAGAAAGUGAUAAAUAAGAUGCAUGCUCGUUGGGUAAGUUUUCUGCAAAAGUUUCCUUUCAUUAUUCAGCAUAAGUCUGGGACUCUUAACAAGGUGGCAGACGCCUUGAGUAGAAGAGCUUCCUUACUCACUAUCUUAGCACAAGAGGUUGUGGGUUUCGAGUUUUUGAAGGAGUUGUAUGAAUGUGAUGCUGAAUUCAAGGAGUUAUGGGGCAAAUGUAAUGGGAAACAUCCUUCGGCAGAUUUCCACAUACGAGAUGGUUAUCUUUUUAAAGGAGACAGGCUGUGCAUUCCUUGCUCGUCAUUACGAGAAAAGUUGAUUCGCGAUUUGCAUGGUGGCGGCCUUAGUGGUCAUUUGGGAAGAGACAAGAUCAUUGCUAGCUUGGAGACAAGGUUUUAUUGGCCACAUUUAAGGAGAGAUGCGGGUGCUAUAGUUAAAAGGUGUUAUAUCUGUCAGGUUUCUAAAGGACAAUCUCAGAACACUGGACUUUAUAUGCCAUUACCAAUCCCAGAAGAUAUUUGGCAAGACUUGUCUAUGGAUUUUGUGCUAGGCUUACCUCGUACACAGCGAGGCGUCGAUUCUGUGUUUGUGGUCGUUGACAGAUUCUCCAAGAUGUCACAUUUCAUCGCCUGCAAGAAGACUGCAGAUGCCUCUAACAUCGCCAAGUUAUUUUUUCGGGAAGUGGUACGUCUUCAUGGGGUUCCUAAGACAAUAAUUUCCGACAGAGAUACCAAGUUUCUGAGUCACUUCUGGAUUACACUUUGGAGAAUGUUUGGAACCAGCUUGAAACGGAGUUCUACAGCUCAUCCACAGACUGAUGGGCAAACCGAGGUGACGAAUAGAACUUUGGGGAAUAUGAUUCGAAGUGUUUGUGG